GAACAGUCCACGGGGACAAUAUUAAUCGACUUCAUCCAGUAGCAGACACAUUUGUACGUAUAUGUACAGCUGUCUAUCGUCCCAGCAGCAGCAGCCGCCGACCCGGACUGAGGAUGUCUGUGGACCCGCAUACACAAGAAACCCCGCCAGAUUACGAGGAUGUCGUGGCGGAAGAAGACAGUACCAGUCGGUCGAGGAAGACAGAUAACGUCAAUGUGGCAUAUGAGCCGGAUAUUGACAGAAUAGAGUUGGCAAUAGAACCCGAGGAGGGAUGCAAGAAAGAUCACGUGACAGGAAAAUCAUCACCAACACCUGCAGCGUCCUCGUCAGUGACAUCGUCGUCUGUGUCAAGCGGAGAGAAGACUACAGACAAUCAAGUCGUCGAGGCGCUUAGUGCUGAGGAAGAAAAGAUGUUAUCUGUGCUACGGGACGUCGCCCAGAAAUGUACAAAUGCUAACCCGUUGAAAAGGCCAAGUGCAGAGCAAGUAUUGAAAAUGCUGCAAGUCAUCAACCCCUACCCAGACGAUUACGAUGAUGAUGCAGAUUACGACGAUGAUGACGUGAACGUGAAGUACAGAGUCAGCAAGCAGUGCGAGACGAAAACGACAAAGGAAAUAGCGAUGGCGUCAUCUUAGACUGCGGAUUAUCUGAAAUCGUCAUAAACUAUCUUCAGCUUUGUUUGGAUUUUUGUAUUACUAGUGAUAAUAUUUCCACGUGUUUACCGGCGUUUGUGAUAAUUUUAAAUUAACCCGUUUCUAUUAUUCCCCAUCUAUCGUUUUAUGCGUUUGCCUCUGUAUAUGUAUGUUAAUGGCUCGCUAGUCAUCCGCUCUAAUACAUGUAUGACCAGUCUGUUGCCAGGGCGCCUAGAGACAAAAAUAGACAGUGACAUCGUUAGCAUCAUCUAUCACUUACAAACGUCCAAAGUAUCAAACUAGUAUAAUCCCAACGUAAACAGGACACUUGUCAGAUUUAUAGCGGUUUGUUACGUUAAUAUUUCAGUAGGUAUUUAUCAGUUUCUUGCAUGUACAUUUUUAAUUCAAAUGAAUCAUAAUUAGGAAUUUCAGUUAUAACAAGAAUACCAGUCGCAGCUGUCAACAAUGGCUUUAUGAAUUUCAAUCAUCCUUGUAUGGAUAUCUAAAAUAAUUCAAUGAAUAUCAAUCACGUUUAAUGAAAUUCAAUCAGGCUUUUAUGAAAUGCAAUCACACACUUUUGUGAAUUGUAAUUGUUAUUCAUGGACUAUGAAUUUUGAACAAUCUUUUGAUGUUUAUUGGAAAAAACGCAGAUAGAUUUCAUCAAUAAUUCUCGAUGGACAUGCCCUCCCUUGGCCUUUUGUCUGACGAAAGUGACUGAGUGUAGUCACGUGACCUCACGUGAUAUCCUACACUGGUGAUAAUUAUAGGAACAUCAUUUUAUAUUAUCAGAGCUUGUUGUCUUCAUUGUUAGGGUAAACAGUUGCUGAAAUCAUUAUUACUUGUUUACAAUGUUGGGUAGUUUAUGCUAGAAAGGCCGUUUUAUUAAAGCUUGACUAGAUAUUUCAUUGUGAUCAGUGGACUGACUAAAAUAGGAUUUUGACAGCUUAUUUUGUAUCGGAGAUAAUAGGAGGGGUUACAGUCAAGUAUAAUGGUUCGCCUUGUGAAAUCUAAAUAAUUUGUUUUAUUUCUUUGUACCAUUUAUGUAAUAAAACGUGUUCAACAAAUAA
This is a messenger RNA of Pecten maximus, 1699 nucleotides long. RefSeq lists its product as uncharacterized. Lineage: Eukaryota; Metazoa; Mollusca; Bivalvia; Pectinida; Pectinidae. The coding region runs from base 114 to 635 and encodes 173 amino acids. The record is from RefSeq and is a predicted model, not a curated record. The transcript is spliced from 4 exons.